UGUAGGAAUGGCUACACUUUACAGUUGAUGUAAGACACAUCGUUAUUUUGUCCAGCCAAUCAACGCGCAGCACGCAACCCGAAUCAAGUGAAGAUGGCGGAGCAAUUGGCCGCAUGUGCGCGGCAGCUCUUUGAGGGCGAGUCGGGAAGCGCCGAGCAGCGCACCGCCAAUGUGUGGAUCAUGCAGUUCCAGCAACAUGAUGAGGCGUGGCAGGCGGCCCUACAGCUGCUGGAGAUGCCCGUGCGUGACCCACUGACCCAUCAAACGUUAGCGGGCCCAGAGCUCGUGGCGAUGCAGAUCUUACGGCUCAAGACACAACAAGAGUGGACGCAUAUCAGCGAUCAGCAACAGCAGGCAGUGCGGCAGACUUUGUUGAAGCUGCUGGAGAUAACGUGUGUGGCAGACGGCGGCCUCUCGCCUGUAAGCUGCCGCAUCGCCUGCGUAACAUUGGCGGAUAUUGUGGUCAAAUCUUGCAAGACCUGGACGGGAUGGAAGAACGAUGUGCAACGGCUCGUGGACGCAGGUAUUGUUGCUCAGAGGCAGCAUAAGGGGGCGGCAGUGGUAUGAUGGCGGAGCAAAGCCUUGUUAUGGAGUUUUCACUGACGUUAACAUGCAGUUGGCAGAGGUUCUUGGAGCUAUUCCGCUGCAAAUUUUGGCAUCGGAGAGGAUGUGGAUUGCCGACGAGAUACAUCAAAUACUGACGCUUUUUCAAGCGGAAGUCGAGGAAGUAAUGACGGCAGUACAAAUGAUUUUGUCAAAUAUACCGGAUGAGAGGAGCAAUGCGCUUCGCUGCCUAGAAUGCUGGAUUGUGGGCUGUGUUCCGACCCACGAGGCGUUCGGUUUGACUGCUGCUCAUCUUUUCACUCGGGGACUGAUCGACGAGCUGUUUAAUAUCGUCAUCAGUGGCAAUGAGGAGCAGGCACAGCUGGCUGCUGGCAUUGUCGCAGACUCUUUUGUGUUUACCGUGCCUGCGCCCCUGUCUGAAACUAUGAUCAAUGCUGUGCUUCACUCGGGUCUUCGUUUAGUUGAAGCAAUACCAGUUUUUCGGUCGGAUGUUCGUUCUCCUACGGGCGAGAUGAUGACAAAAGAGCAGCAGACGACGGCAUGCAGGGGUAUUUCAAGGAUCGCUUGCUCAUUAGCGAUGAAUCACGCCCCUAUACUGCUGUGGAAUCAAGUCCCUGGUACUCAAGCGACUAUUGGAAGCUUCACGCCUGAGCAGAAAUCAAGCCUCUCCAUGCAAUUUUUGGAAUUACUUCUGGCUUGCUCCUCGUACGACGAUAUUGAUGUGGUGCAGCCCACGUUAGAGAUCUGGUUCUUUUUCCUCGAAGAAAGUUCGUCGCAAAGUGAGGCCUCAUGGCAACUUCUAGACGCACCUGGGAAGGAGCAUGUCGUUAGCGUGCUUUCACGUUUGGUUAAUGCACUCAUUGAGCGGUGCAAAUACCCUCAGUGGUUUGUUGACAAGCAACAGCUUGUUAGCGACGACCUUGAGAUCGAAGCGAUUUCUGACUUGCGCAGAGAAAUCGCCGAUACUAUGUUGAGUCUAUUUUCCAAAUGGCCCGGAGGCCCAGGGAAACCUACUGGGGAUUACGCUUCGUGCGUGAAGGGCAUAUGUCAAAUGUUGUCGAAUGGCAAGGAUAUUGCGCUGAUUGAUGCGCUACUUUUUUUGCUCUCGUAUAUGGUUGAGCUGUUUGAUGCUAUAUCGUCGGAUUCGGAGUCUGAAGAUGACCCAGAAUCGUUCCUAGAUCCUGAAUCCGGAGGGAUAGAUGUUUUGUUGGGGGUAUUAGACCGCGCUCUCAACCUGCCCAUGCAUCCUCUCGUGAUCAACGGUGUUGCACAGUAUCUACGAUCACUGAGCGCCUCUCUUGCUUUGCCAGCCAGCGUAUAUCUACGCGCUUCAAUGAUCAUUUGUCAAGGACUACAAUAUACGGCGUCUUUCCCAGUGGCGGUGCAAUCGCUGCUGCAUAGUAGCUCACCUAUUACUAAAUACUCAACAGUCGAGGAAAGAGCGUCACUAUUACAGGCUUUACUCCAGUUCUGCAGUACGCUACAAACGAAAACUUCCCAAGAAAGUGAAGGAGACCUACUGGAAGUGACGUUCCGGAUCUCUAGCGGUGUAUCAGAUGCAGAUUUCGGUGCAUUGUGCUCAACUGUUCUGUCCAAUCUAACUGUUCGUGUUCAAAGUGGAAACCCGAUCGAGGCUUCCAAUAGCGUGUACAUGUUGGGUCGAGCUCUUGGUGGUGUCCAAGAUCAACAGCAAGGGUCCGCGCUAGUUGAUCAGCUCUGGCCUGUCGUGAGUGCUUGUCUACUCCAGCACAAAGGAGAUGAUAUUUGUCGCCGUGCAGGAGUUCAGUUUUUCCUCAACGUCAUUACCCAUCUACAGAAAGAGGGCGUUCAUCCGAUUGAAGCGCAAAUACUGGACGUAUGUCUGUGGUGGUAUCGAGAAGGCAUCGCUCCUGAUAUCCUCACCUGUUGCUCUCGAAUCGUGGCGAGGCAACGAAACAAUAGCGGCUUUCAGGUGUCAGCUGAGCAGACGUUCGAGCGUCUUCUUGCUGACUUUCGUGGCAAACUGCACGAUGUCACAGGAACUGCUGCGGAUGGUGGGGUGCAGUCAAUGGAGGGCUUCCUAUCACAGCACCAUGAAGCAGAUAAAAUGAUCCCGGAGGUUGAACAAUUCAUGAAGUUGGCGAGGGAAGUUUUGAGCUCUGUCCCACAAGUACUGACGAAGAACCGUUCCAACGGAGAACCGACACUGUAUUGGGUUUGUUUGGAUCUGGCAACAAGACUUUUGAAAGUAGAUCACCAGGUACAAAACUGCUUCUGUAGCCGUGUUGGCUUAUGAGCAUUAACCUCUCACGUGCUAUAUGGUAGAUGCAAGAAAUGUGUGACGCUGCAUGCGACUUCCUCUUGGACGCGAUGCGUUGCCAGCCAGAGCCUAUUCUGAACAACAUAAACGUCUUUGCCUCGGAAAUUGUGCGUGCUGUGCUGAGUUUCUUGGGCCCUAGACGACAGUAUUAUCGCGUGCGGAACCUCUGGGAUUUUUUAUUUCAGUGUAUACAUGCUCCUCAGAUGCCAUCGCAAAUUCGAGGUGGUUUCCUGGCCGCUGUGUCUACCGUUGUGAUAGAAGAGGGUGCUCUUCAAUCGAUCCUACCUGCCGAAGUGUGCCAGCAGAUGCCCGGUGAGCUGCGAAUGCGUCGCCAACGACAUCGAUUUCGACAAUAUUUUACUCAGUUCGCUGCCGAAGCGGCCAACUCAUAGGCACUCAUCCUUUGUAAUGGUAGUGGUGGCAACCGGAUUAAAUGUUGGUGGAUUGUGUGAUGGACCUGAGAGAUUCCCCUAGCCUUUCAAAGCGGGAAACCGUUGACAUUUUUUUAUUAUGAAAAUCGUCGUGUUCCUCCUCAUAAUAACCAACACGAGCUGGCCAUAAUUUCUCUUUUGAACUGCCACCGCACUGGGUGAACUGUACUGUAGUACUAGUUCUCUGUUCGAGCUUGCAUGUACUUAGUUGAGCCUAAUACUUCGAAACAUAAAUUCAAUCCUAUUCAGCUC
This is a messenger RNA of Phytophthora nicotianae INRA-310, 3546 nucleotides long. RefSeq lists its product as hypothetical. The record is from RefSeq and is a predicted model, not a curated record. The coding region runs from base 500 to 2839 and encodes 779 amino acids. NCBI's taxonomy places the organism in Eukaryota, Oomycota, Peronosporomycetes, Peronosporales, Peronosporaceae. Gene Ontology annotation, cellular component: nuclear membrane; cytoplasm. The transcript is spliced from 11 exons. Gene Ontology annotation, biological process: protein import into nucleus.